AUGUUCAAUUCAUUACAGCAUUGGCUAUGGUUGGUCUGUUUAUUUUUAUCUAUUUUGAUUUUGAUGUGGCAUAAUCAGACGUGGGCUUAUGUUAAUUCCAAAGUCACGUUGGAAUUAGCAGGGUUUAUCAUACUGUGUUGGAUUCUAUUGGGGUUAAAAUUAAUGGGGUUUGAGUUUAUUAUGAGUAUCAGAUCUUUGAUAGUGAAAUUAAUGAGGUUCGGGAACGCUUGUCUGAGGAAAUGCGAGGAUGCUAGACUAAAGUUGAUAAUUUGGCUUAAUGAUUCCAUUUUAGAGUCAUCAACUUACAAGGAUAGUCCAAUGUUGUAUAAGAAAAAAGAAAAAGACUGGCUGAGUUUUAAUUCGAUUGAGGAGAUAGUUUUUGAAGAUAAUCUGGACCUUUCGUUGAAGCUUUUAGAAAGGUUGCUUAGUAAAGUUACCGUCCUCCACAAAGUUGCACAAUAUACUUCUGCAAGACAACCCAACAAGAAAUAA
Molecule: messenger RNA, 492 nt
Organism: Hemisphaericaspora subhashii
Lineage: Eukaryota; Fungi; Ascomycota; Pichiomycetes; Serinales; Debaryomycetaceae
Exons: 2
Coding region: 1-492 (163 amino acids)
Source: RefSeq, a predicted model, not a curated record